AUGCCCAUGGGAAUUAAUAACCCUUUGCCCUCUUCCAUGAGGAGCGAAUGCAAGAAGAGCGGAAAGAUUUUGGCAAGCUUUGUAGACCCAAGGCAAGCAUUUGGUCCAGACAAGAUUAUACCACCACAGAUUCUGGCAAAUGCGAAGGGUCUGGCUAUCAUCACAGUUUUUAAAGCUGGCUUUCUUGGCUCUGCGCGGUUCGGCUCCGGUGUCGUCGUCGCUCGUCUCGCGGACGGGACUUGGUCUGCCCCAUCGGCAAUCGGAACAAUAGGAGGAGGCUUCGGAGGACAGAUUGGCUUCGAACUUACCGACUUCGUUUUUAUACUGAACGACGCUGCAGCCGUACGCACAUUCGCGCAAGCUGGCUCUCUCACACUAGGAGGAAACGUUUCCAUCGCCGCUGGUCCUGUCGGAAGGAACGCAGAAGCAGCAGGCGCGGCGAGUUUGAAGGGUGUAGCAGGCAUAUUCGCAUACUCCAAGACCAAGGGAUUGUUUGCUGGCGUGUCACUAGAAGGCAGUGGACUGAUCGAGCGACGCGAUGCAAACGAGAAACUGUAUGGCCGAAGAUGGACGGCAAGGGAAUUGCUAGGUGGCAGUGUCCCAGUCCCUCCGGCCGCUGAACCGCUUAUGAGAGUACUCAAUUCAAGGAUCUUCUCCGGCGUUGCUGGCUCUGCGGCUGCCAAUGAUCCUAUGUACAACGAUAUUCCAGUCUAUGACGACCGUCACGAGGAUGUUGUUUGGCAAGGCAAACAAGGCUCAGCAUAUGGUGAAGGAGUAAGAUCCGAUCGUACUGGUGGAGGGGCAUCCGGCGACUACGAAUACAGCGACAAUCCCAAACCUUCGAGGGCCAGUACUUGGGCGGAUGACGUAUACGACAGGACUCCAGGCAGUGGAGGCUUGAAUCGCUCCAACACUACACGUGCAAACCCCCACGAGACUUUCGAUCAGAUGGAGAGACGCACCAGGAGUAACAGUGAAUUUUCAAACAAGCCAGGCAGACCGACGGCCCCGAAGCCAAUGUUUGGGGCGAAGAAAGCAUCACUGGGCGCUGAUCAAGCAAUCGCAAAAUUCACAUUCGAGGCAGAUCAGCCUGGCGAUCUUGGCUUUAAGAAGGGCGAUAUUAUCACUAUUGUCAAAAGAACAGAGAGCGAGACAGAUUGGUGGACUGGAAAGAUUGGCAAUCGGGAGGGCAUUUUCCCCAGCAACUAUGUUGAGACCGUCUGA
Pseudovirgaria hyperparasitica is the source of this 1224-nucleotide messenger RNA. Its product is annotated as DUF500-domain-containing protein. Gene Ontology annotation, cellular component: actin cortical patch. Gene Ontology annotation, biological process: actin cortical patch localization; actin filament bundle assembly. NCBI's taxonomy places the organism in Eukaryota, Fungi, Ascomycota, Dothideomycetes, Acrospermales, Acrospermaceae. The transcript is spliced from 4 exons. Bases 1 to 1224 code for a protein of 407 amino acids. The record is from RefSeq and is a predicted model, not a curated record. Gene Ontology annotation, molecular function: actin filament binding; phosphatidylinositol binding.